UUUCCACCAUCUUUACUUGGCUCUGUGAGACAGCACGGCUUUAGCAGAAACACAACGGUGCAGUAGAGAUGGUCUGUAACUUGUUCCUGUCCUGGACUCUUCUCCUGCUUUCAAUCGGCCCACUUCUGGCACAUCCUGUCUCAGAGACAGCAGACAUGUCUUACCCUGGACCUGACUCAGCUGAGGAGGCAGGAGCAGUUGGUCCCGAGGACCUGGAUUUGAGCACUCUUCUCCAGAGGACGGCAGGCCUCAGCUACUUCCCGCUGCACUCCAGAGACGGUAUCAGAGUGUCAGGACUGCUCCCUAAAGAAGCUCUAAAAGAGGUUCUGCUGGAGAAACCAGGCCAUCUAAGCUCUCUCAGUCACAUACUUGGUAUUAAGAGGCCAUACAGAAAGAGGGGCAAUGGAGCUGACUGCUUCUGGAAGUACUGUGUUUAAUACUGGCACGGGAAAUCGCAUGCAUGUCUGAGAGAAUGGGUUUGUUUUCAGAUAUCAACAUAAAUACAGUACAGAUAAACACACACAGAUACAGUACAGAUAAACACCCAUAAAAGACAUUAAUGUUCACAGCAUAUUUAUUGACACAUAGCAUAAUGAGAUAAAAGUGAAAUUACUUAACCACAUGUAUUGGGGUCGUUUAUAUUUUUGCACACCAGUAUUUCUGUGUUGUUCUGUGAAAGUUUUCAAAUGUUGCUUGAUAUUGAUAUGUGACAUUGGAUCAUUUCCCUUUUCAGUGAAUGCUGUAAUAUAUACAUGUUGACCACUAAUAAACUGUUAUAUUUAA
Ictalurus punctatus (channel catfish) is the source of this 783-nucleotide messenger RNA. It is a transcript of the gene uts2a, whose product is annotated as urotensin 2, alpha. The record is from RefSeq and is a predicted model, not a curated record. Bases 69 to 437 code for a protein of 122 amino acids. Gene Ontology annotation, biological process: regulation of blood pressure; blood vessel diameter maintenance. Gene Ontology annotation, cellular component: extracellular region. Gene Ontology annotation, molecular function: hormone activity. The transcript is spliced from 4 exons. Lineage: Eukaryota; Metazoa; Chordata; Actinopteri; Siluriformes; Ictaluridae.